Molecule: messenger RNA, 1856 nt
Organism: Acanthoscelides obtectus
Lineage: Eukaryota; Metazoa; Arthropoda; Insecta; Coleoptera; Chrysomelidae
Source: the annotation of a GenBank genome assembly
UGAGAAACGGCCAUCUCUAUCUGUAAUGAUUUUGACCUAACCUAACUAACUUUUAAAACGUAUUUGAAAUCAAAACGGAGAAAUCCCGGAAAGACUCUCAUAAUUUCAGAAAAAUGGCAAGUUCAGUCGAAGAAAUCACAGAAACCGACAUUGAAAGCUUGCUUGCGAUAUUUAAAGUUGGGCUAGAUAACUACAACAGUAUAAUAACUAGCGAUCAACCUACGAAUAGUCCAGAAAUACAGAUGCAGGUGAAGAGGACGAUGAAAACCUUAGAAAAAGCUACCAGAUUAGUAUCGCUAGCUGGCAUAUUCAGUAAAAAUGAGGGAAUCGAAGAAGUAGCAACAAAUGACUUGCAAUACUUUCUACUCCCAGCUCUUUUGGGGUCUCUGAGUCUCAAGUUGACUUCUGGGGAAAGAAAGGACAUUGUUGAUGUUGCAGAGAUUUAUUUCAAAGACUUCCUCACUAGGUGUAAUGAAUAUGGUUUGUGCAAUUAUCAACCAAAGGAUAAAAAACAAGAAGAUGACAAAGAACAGACUGAAUUUGAGAAGCUUGAGACUGCUGUUAAUACUAGGGCCAAUAAAAUACAAAGGUUCAAGGAGCAAAAAGCCCUAAAAUCUCAACUAGAAACUCUGCAGAAAAAUCUGGAUAAUGAACAUGUAGAUGAAGAGAUAAAGCGCAACUAUUUUCUCACCAUGAUCAAGCUAUUCAUACAUGAAUCCUUGGAUGAGCUGAGCAGCAUUGAAAUGGAGAAGCCCAUCUUGGAACACAUGGCCAAUUUGAACAAGGAGGAGAAGCAACCUCCAAAGAGGCAGCCCCCUCCUCCUUUGAAGCCAAUAAUCAUCACUAGAGAUGAGGUGCAGAAAGCUGUUUUUGGGGCUGGAUAUCCAUCUUUACCUACCAUGACUGUCCAAGAGUUCUACGACAAGCGCGUUGCAGACGGUGUGUUUCCAGAUCCGAACAAAAAGCCAUCCACCAAUCAGGCACAGAUGAGCCUCCAGGAAGCAGCACUUGCAGGAGUGGACAUGAAGCAGCAGGAUGAACAAGAUGCAGCUGAGAAGGAGAAGAAAGAAGAAGAGGAUGAUGAUGAAAACAUCGCCAGAAUGCGGGCCAAGGACGAGUUCAAGGACGAUCAUAGGCGCGGAUGGGGGAACAGGAUGAACAGAAGCUAGAAACUGUUUGAUGUUUGUUUAAUGCGUCAUGAGAGAAUAAAGUUUUUGAAAGUCUUCGAUUCAUUGUGCUCUAUCUCGCCAAUAAAACUGAUGCCACAUUUUGAGAAAAGCCUUGCUAAAAUUUUUGGUUGUCAAAUAAACUUUGUGCAUGAUUUAAACAAGUAUUUAAAGUGAAAUUGAAGUAACUAACAACUGCGGGUAUCUGUUGGUAGGGUAAUCUAUGCAGAAUCUAAGAAAAUGAUAUUUAAUGUGUUGAACUCCUCUUUAAACAUGAUAAGCACGGUUUAGUAUAAAUUGGAAAAGCAUUAUGACUUAGCUGCAAAGGAUUUCACAACAAACCAGAUCCAGAAUGACCUUAAUUUAUUUACCAGUCAAUAAUUUAGUAUAUAAUUUUCUUAUAUUUUAUGAUUUGCAGCUUACGUUUAUUUUUCAAGAUUUGUGUUCGAAGAUAUGUUUUCUGUCUGCUCAUUUUAUUGGUGCGAUUACGAAAAUAUCGUGAUAUUAAACCAAUUUUUAAAAAGACAAAUAUCUAUUAUUGUAAUACUUUUUUAGUUCAUUGAUUUUUUGUAUUAUAUAUUAUUUUUAAAAACAUCACAUUAUGUGCCAGAGUUUGAUGUAUAAUCAGUGAAAUUAGCUGUUUUUUUAUAUAUCUACGUGUAUAUUGAAAUAAAUAAUUUUCAGAGACGA